Babjeviella inositovora NRRL Y-12698 is the source of this 415-nucleotide messenger RNA. RefSeq lists its product as uncharacterized. Bases 163 to 378 code for a protein of 71 amino acids. Lineage: Eukaryota; Fungi; Ascomycota; Pichiomycetes; Serinales. The record is from RefSeq and is a predicted model, not a curated record. The transcript has a single exon.
GGAAAGUAGGGGGACCCCUCUUUAUAUACUGCCUCUCUCGCUGUCAUUAUUACGGCCGAGUAUGUCUCAUGGCUGGCUAUAGUUUAGAUGAGUAUUAUCUAUCGUUUUGCCCCCCAAAUAUGAGCAAUAAAGAAUGAAGUAAUAGAUUAAGUCCGAGAGUGCAUGCGACCUAUGACGCAACAUAGGUCUUCGGUUGGGCCCAGAACGCCUGCCCACGGGGAUAAUGCCGAAAGGCUACAACCGGCAGGGUGCUGCUCAUUGAUUACUACUAAUUUGUCUAAAAGAACCGCGGGGUAUGCUGACAGGGGUCUUGAGAUCCAAUUAGUCAAUCAAAACCGCCUGGUUGCGGGAGGGGGUGUCUGCAUAGCCACUCCAUAAAACGCAGAUCGUGCAUACUGCGGAGGUUAUGUCUUGA